CUGUGGGACACAGGAAGGAUCCACCCAAAUCCACUUUGGAAAGGGUAUAGUAAAAGAUCAGUUCCAGACUACAGCUGACACCCACAGUGAGAAAAACCAUUACAAACAUACACUAGUUUAGAAGUCAUCUACUGAGUAAUUAAUGUCUCAGUCACCAACCACAGAGGGGAGAGAGAUGCUCUGUCAGGGCUUUUCUCUGGAAAACAGCAGGGCAGAGCACACUGGAGGCCUUGAUAGAGGCAGCGGGUCUUUAAACAAGCCUGAGAAUUGCAGUUUUCCCUUAGACAUAUCUCCAGCUCUCAGAUUGGUGGCUUUAAGGCGCACAUGGGAUUUGAAAAAAAAUCAUUUGGCAGCGCACAAAUUGAAAAUCUUCUUGCCACCUGGACUUCAGGAAGAUAACUCAAGCUCGUCCGCACAAUGUGAUCCGGAUAAAAGCAAAGAAGGAGAAGAGAAUGUGAUUGGGGAGGAAUUGCAGAGUGAACGAUUCCAGUCGAAGUACAUUCAUAUUUUCCCACUGUAUCAGGAUUACUGUCUGCAGACAAUGAAAGAUGAUCUCCACAGACUCAAAGACGGUCUGUUGUCUGAACUGAUAACUCCCAAGUAUCUGCAAAGCCUGCAGACACCGAUGACUCGUGCUGAAAGCCCUCAGCGAAGCGCUCGUCAUGCAACUCCUCGAUCUCAGCCUAUUAGGGUGACUCCAAGUACACUCUGGCAAGACCUGGAUGAGGUGAAGGCAUCUGGUCUACUCAGCAGCUUGACAGCCAGAGAGAUUCGCCUUCAAGAGACCAUGUUCGAGCUCAUCGGCUCAGAAGCAUCUUACCUAAGGAGCCUCGGCGUGGCCGUAAAUCACUUUUAUAAGUCGCAGGAACUCAAGCAGACUCUGUCUCAAACAGAACAUCACAUUUUGUUUUCCAAAAUUCAACACGUGAUGGUGGCCAGUGAAAAGUUUCUUACGGAUUUGGAAAGCCGACUGGGAGAGAACGUGUUGAUCCCUCAGGUUGGCGACGUCGUCCUCCAGCACUGCAAACAUUUCCAGACUCUCUAUGUGCCGUAUGUGACGAAUAUGAUGUACCAAGAAGCCCUUAUCAACGAAAAGCUGCAGCACAACAGAAUUUUUCUGUAUACCCUGAAGAAACUCGAGAGUGACCCGGUGUGUCAAAGAAAGACCCUCAAGUCCUUCCUCGUCCUUCCCUUCCAGAGAAUUACUCGCAUCAAGCUUCUGCUGGAGAGCAUCCUGAAACUGUCUGAGCCGGACUCUGACUCAGUUUCAAACCUUAAAAAAGCAAUAGACGCCAUUCAUGAGAUAGUGACAGAGUGUGACAAGGGGGUCCGAAAAAUGAAACAGAUUGAGGAGCUGGUCUGCCUCGAAAUGCUGCUGGAUUUCGGAAAAGUUAAGUCAGUUCCCAUGGUCACAAGCAAGCGUUUCCUGGUGCACCACGGAGCCCUGAAACAGCUGACCAAGGAGAGCGCUUAUAACUUAAGAAUGUCAUUCGUUGGCGUCUACCUCCACCUCUUCAAUGACCUUUUGAUCGUCUCUAUGAAAAAAGAUGAGCGCUUUAAAGUAAUGGACCAUGCUCAAUUCCCAGAACACGUGAGCGUUCAGCCUGUGAAGACUGAAGUCCUGGGUCUGCCCUCAUACUCCUUCCUGCUACAUCUCUCUAAAACUCAAACAGGACAUCCGACUGCAAUGAUAAUUGCUACAGACACAAGGUCGGAGAAAGAGGCAUGGAUGAAGGCGCUGUCAUCGAGACACUGACCUUUUAACAGCUUUAAACUUUAAAGACGAAACUUGGCUCCAUGUAACUAACAACUGAAACAAUGUUAACUUGUUCACUUUUUAAGGUUCAUCAGUGGUUCAGUCUACGCUUUGCACUGUUCUUGGUGAAGAUGCACUCGGUGCGCUUUGUUCAAACGUCCACUAACCUCACGAUGAGCUAGAUCAUCGCUACAGACGUUUUUUGUUGUUUCUGACUGACUUUAAAAUACCAAUUAAUUUUUAAGUAGUGUACAGUUUACUUUAAUUGAUAAUAAAAUGAUUUCUAAUUCA
Messenger RNA from Maylandia zebra (zebra mbuna), 2047 nucleotides. RefSeq names its product rho guanine nucleotide exchange factor 19. NCBI's taxonomy places the organism in Eukaryota, Metazoa, Chordata, Actinopteri, Cichliformes, Cichlidae. The record is from RefSeq and is a predicted model, not a curated record. Gene Ontology annotation, cellular component: nucleus; cytoplasm. Gene Ontology annotation, molecular function: guanyl-nucleotide exchange factor activity. Gene Ontology annotation, biological process: activation of GTPase activity.